This is a messenger RNA of Cuscuta epithymum, 1743 nucleotides long. NCBI's taxonomy places the organism in Eukaryota, Viridiplantae, Streptophyta, Magnoliopsida, Solanales, Convolvulaceae. The record is from the annotation of a GenBank genome assembly.
GCAGGGGCAUCGAAGCGCGCUUUCCAAUUUUCAAAUCCACAAAACGGCCAUUUUCACUCUCUUCUUCAAAUCUCUCUGCCACCAUCUUCAUACCUCCAUAGCCAGUCACACCGCAAAUCUCCAGCACAAUGGCCACUCUUACACCAGGAAUCCUCUUGAAGCUCCUCCAGUCGAUGAACACGAACGCCAGAGUCACCGGCGACCACCGCUCUCCGCUCCUCCAGGUGAUUGGAAUCGUGCCGGCGCUUUCCACGUCCGAUUCCUUGUGGGCACAUCACGGGUUCUAUGUUCAACUCUCCGACUCUCUGAAUUCCACCUACGUCUCCCUCUCCGACCGAGACACGGAUCUCAUUCUCACCAACCGUCUUCAGCUAGGUCAGUUUGUCCAUGUCGAACGCUUCGUCUUUGACUCCCCACCCGUCCCACGCGCAGUCAAUAUCCGCCCGAUAGCGGGUAGGCGCAGCUCUGUUGGGUCCCCUGAGCCUCUAAUCGCUCGGAUCUCUCCUAAGAACGGAGGGUUUGUUAUCCAGCCAGUCACGGAUUCGGACCCCAUUGCUGCAUAUUUGCCGAGAAGUGGAAGAAGUGAGAAUGAAAUUAAGGGGGCCGGUAAAGAUGAGGACAAAAUUGGUAACAGAAAAGUUUUUUCUGCAAAGGAGAACGUUGGUUUGGAAGACCCUUCAAAUAAAACUGUGCCUGAGAAGUCUACACCCGCGCCGGCUGCUCCUCAAAGGUUUUCGUCCCCAGGAUCUGCGAGGCAGAGGUCAAUAUCCUCAAGUAAGAAAAGCGUUGCUGCGGAGAGAGAUCCAUCGCCUGCUGGAAAAGUGAAGAGGUCAGCAUCACCCGUGCCAUCCAAGUGUGUCGUGCCUAGCCUUGUGUCAGCCAAGGAGGAGAAUCGCCGGACGUCAAGAGAGGCAGCCAUCAUAGUGCCAUCAAGAUACAGGCAGCCUUCGCCGACAUCCGGUAGGAGGCAAGCGAGUCCGGUGGUCUCAAGAAGGAUGUCUCUUUCGCCUGCACGGAGGUUGUCCGGUGUGAAGGAUUCUUCAGGAAAAAAGAAGAUAACAGCUAUUGCUGCCGGAAUUUCCAAGGUCUCCGAGGCAAUUGUGGGGUCUAGUAAAUCUAGUAGAAAGAGUUGGGAUGAAGGUCCAGCUGUCUCAGCUGGGCUGUCGGACUUCAAAGCCACCCGGAAUAAGCCCGAUUUGCAGGCAAUUCUCAGAACUCAGGCUGCCAUUUCUAGGCGUUUGAGUGAUGCAAGUAUAUCUCAAGAUGAUGGUGCAAGUGAUGAAAAGGUGAAAUGUGCAGAACGAUCUGUAGAAUCAGAGAAGCUGAACGUGGCUCCAGUCAUACGAAUUCAUGAGAAGAAAUGGACAGAUGGCAGUGUUCCGCUAGACUCGCUCACUCCUGACCUUGCAAUACUUGGAAAGGAAGCUAGGCAAAGAAGAGUUGUUGCCUCAAAGGCUGCCGCAGAUGCUUUAGAAGAGGCCCUUGCCACUGAAUCCAUUGUUAGAGGCUUGAGCAUGUUUUCUGAAAUCUGUUCAAGUUCAAAGAAGGCUGAGAACCCGUUGCCUACAAUAGACCGCUUUUUGUCGGUCUAUGAAGAUGUGGUGAAAUCAACAUCAGUUGUUGAAUCAGUCACCAUUACCCACUCUUCACCAGAACUUCAAGAAAAUUUCUCAACUGAUCAGUCCAACAAACCAUCUUCUCUUUGGGUUGAGGCUGCUUUGGCAACUGAUCUUGAAGUCGUCU